This is a messenger RNA of Capsella rubella, 1984 nucleotides long. RefSeq lists its product as uncharacterized. The coding region runs from base 405 to 1889 and encodes 494 amino acids. NCBI's taxonomy places the organism in Eukaryota, Viridiplantae, Streptophyta, Magnoliopsida, Brassicales, Brassicaceae. The transcript has 3 exons. The record is from RefSeq and is a predicted model, not a curated record.
UCUCUCUCUCUCUUGCCCCAAGAAAUCAAAACACAAUUUCCCAGAUUCAAACCCUUCUUUUUCAACUUCUGAAUUUAGAAUCUGAGUCUUCUCUUCUUCUUCUUCCUUCAACAGAAAAAAGCAAAAAGAAGAUAAAAGAAAACAUCAUCUGAACUUUCUCUUUUUUUGUGUUAUCUCUCUCUCUUUCACUCACUUUUAAAGUCUCCUUAAGAGAUUCAAAUCAAAAGAAAGACAAAAUCUUCCAGAAACUGCUUCUCUGAUCUUAGAAAGAUGAUCAACCUACUCAUCAUCAUGACCCACUUCUCCUAAAGAGCACCAAACAUUUCUACUUCUUAAACCCCUCUUUCUCAUUCUUUUCUCAUUUGGUACAAUUGUGUUGUGUUUCUAUUAUAAUAAUAAUAAUCAUGGAACGGAGGAAAGGUUGCAAGAUCAGGAAGAGAGGUGGUUCGUCUUCUUCCUCUUCUUCUCUUGCUCGUCAAAACCGUUUGAAACGCUCCAUUUUCGCCGGGAAAACAACCGCACAAGAUGACGGUGGUGGCGGCGGUGGCUCAGGGACUCCGGUCAAGUCCAUUACCGCUGCUAAAACUCCUGUUCUCUUAUCUUUUUCGCCGGAGAAACUUCUUAUAGAUAAUCAGUUUCUGAAAAGCAGCGUCUCGGCGAGAAAGCUAGCUGCGACUCUCUGGGAGAUCAACGACGGCACAGACCCUCCUGUAAAUUCCAAUAUAGACUACUUGGGAAGCAAGAAAUCAUCGAGAAACAGAGCGAAGAAACCAUUAGAGUUCUCUUCCAUUGAUUUCCCGCCGAAAUCAUCCGAUCCCAUUUCUCGUCAGAGCUCAGAGAGAAUAGAUCUCCGCGAAGAAGAAGAUAUAGUUCGUAAAAGAUCAACAAAUCCUCAGAAGCUACAACUAGUCGAAUACAAAACCAUCAAUACAAGCUCGGUGAAAGCUCGUUUAAAGAAUGUCAGCGAUGGGUUAACUACGUCGAGAGAACUCGUAAAGGUCUUAAAACGUAUAGGUGAGCUAGGAGAUGAUCACAAGACAGCAAACAAACGUUUAAACUCUGCUCUGUUAUGCGAACUAGACAGAGCAAGAUCUUCUCUAAAGCAUCUGAUGAGUGAAUUCGAUGCGGAGGAAGAGGAGAAACGGAGAUUGAUAGAGAGGCUACAAGAAGAAGCGGCGGUUGAGAGAAAGCUCCGGCAACGAACGGAGAAGAUGAACAGAAGAUUAGGGAGAGAGCUGGCGGAGGCUAAAGAAACAGAGAGGAAGAUGAAAGAGGAGAUGGAGAGAGAGAAGAGAGCAAAAAACGUUCUUGAAGAAGUUUGUGAUGAGCUAGCCAAAGGUAUCGGAGAUGAUAAGAAGGAGAUGGAGAAAGAGAGAGAGAUGAUGCAUAUAGCUGAUGUUUUGAGGGAAGAGAGAGUUCAGAUGAAGCUUACGGAGGCGAGACAUGAGUUCGAGGAGAAACACGCCGCCGUGGAACGGCUGAAGAAGGAGCUCCGGCGGGUUUUUGAUGGUGGUGAUGGAGAAGUAUCGUCGGAGAUCCGUAGGGUUUUAGAGACACUUGAUGGUUCUGGUUCUGAUGAGGAUGAUGAUGAUGAGGAAGAGGAGGAGAGUGAUCUUAAGUCUAUAGAGUUGAAUAUGGAGAGUGGAAGUAAGUGGGGCUAUGUUGAUCACCGGAGGGAAACGAGAUUUGGUGUCUCCGGAGAUGAUGAAGACGACGAUGAUGAUGAUGAGGAUCCUGUGGAGAAGAGAUCAGUGAUUGUUGAGAAUGGAGAGAGAGAUGAAUCGUUAAAGACUCUGAGAGAGUACAUUGUUUCGAAUGUGAGAUGUAACGGUCCUUCGUCAACGGAGCAGUGGAAUCAUCGGAAUCUACCAAGCUCUGAGUUUGUGUGAUUCACACACACCGGCACUAGCGCCGGCGAGAACAAAAUGUAUCAAUUUUUUAAAAUAGUAUAUAUACAUAUUUAUUUAUUUGUAAUUUAUUCGAU